Bolinopsis microptera is the source of this 2614-nucleotide messenger RNA. RefSeq names its product serine/arginine repetitive matrix protein 2-like. Gene Ontology annotation, molecular function: 3'-5' exonuclease activity; 5'-3' exonuclease activity. The transcript has 3 exons. The record is from RefSeq and is a predicted model, not a curated record. Lineage: Eukaryota; Metazoa; Ctenophora; Tentaculata; Lobata; Bolinopsidae. The coding region runs from base 2 to 1000 and encodes 332 amino acids.
AAUGGUCGGUAGAGACUCCCGAUCACCGCCGCACAACCGUAACCGCCGAUCACCACGAGGAUCCAGGUCACCGAGAUCACCUCACAGUGACCACUGGGAUCGGUCAACAUCUCACAGGUCCCCGUCACGGAGACCAGACUCCAAAACCUACAGGAGGUCACAUUCUCAAGAAUACAAAAACCAAAGAUCAGAUUCUCAAGAAUACAGAAACCAAAGAUCGCAUUCUCAAAAUUACAAAAACCAAAGGCAUGACUCCCCAACGCUGGGUUAUAGCAGCACCAAUAACAAGUCCCGCUCACCUCCUCGACGGAAUGGAUCACCCCACUAUAACCCUAGGAGGUCCCCUAGAAGAUCACCUAGAAGAUCACCUAGAAGAUCACCUAGAAGAUCACCUAGAGGAUCCCCUAGAAGAUCCCCUAGAAGAUCCCGAUCUCCAGACAGGAGAGACUAUCAUGGCCGGUCUUCUGACAACUAUCAUGGCCCGUCUAGAUCACGCUCACCCUCACAGAGGAGCGACAAUUCAGAGUUCUACAACAGGAACCAUCCAGCCUUUUCUGAAGGUCAAGAGAACUCUUCUAACACCCGGAACACGUCGGCUGGGGACACGACCCGACCAGACACUAACUUCAGGGACCAACCCCAGAGUUUCUCAGAGCACCGUGCUGGGAGAGAUAACCCCAGUGAAGCUAGCGGAUUAGCCAACAAUUUCCAGAAUGAUGGCUCCUUCAUGGAGAUGUUCAAGAGAAAAAUGGACGAGAAGAAGAAAGAAGAGGAGGCUACACAGCAAACGUCCGAACAAAAGACGGUGAAGAAGUCCUUACUAUUCCGGAAAAUUCCUCAGAAGAAGGCCAAGCCACUGGUUACGGGCGUUAAAAAGGCACAGAAGAAGCCGGAGGCAGCUAGUAACAGCGCGUGGGAGGCGUACAUGAGGGAGGUGGAAGCGUACAAGACGAACAGCUGUGCUGAUGAUGACAGGUUCAGCAGACCCCUCUGCAAGUGAUCACUAUUUACCACCUUGGUGUUACCACCUGCAACACCCUGGUGUUACCACCUGCAACACCUAGGUGUUACCACCUGCAACACGUAGGUGUUACCACCUGCAACACCUAGGUGUUACCACCUGCAACACCUAGGUGUUACCACCUGCAACACCUUGGUGUUACCAGCUGAAACACCUUGGUGUUACCACCUGCAACACCCUGGUGUUACCACCUGCAACACCUUGGUGUUACCAGCUGAAACACCUUGGUGUUACCACCUGCAACACCCUGGUAUUACCACCUGCAACACCUUGGUGUUACCAGCUGAAACACCUUGGUGUUACCACCUGCAACACCCUGGUGUUACCACCUGCAACACCUUGGUGUUACCAGCUGAAACACCUUGGUGUUACCACCUGCAACACCCUGGUGUUACCACCUGCAACACCUUGGUGUUACCAGCUGAAACACCUUGGUGUUACCACCUGCAACACCUUGGUGUUACCACCUGCAACACCUUGGUGUUACCACCUGCAACACCCUGGUGUUACCACCUGCAACAUCUUGGUGUUACCACCUGCAACACCUUGGUGUUACCAGCUGAAACACCUUGGUGUUACCACCUGCAACACCCUGGUGUUACCAGCUGAAACACCUUGGUGUUACCACCUGCAACACCCUGGUGUUACCACCUGCAACAUCUUGGUGUUACCAGCUGAAACACCUUGGUGUUACCACCUGCAACACCUUGGUGUUACCACCUGCAACACCUGGGUGUUAUCACCUGCAACACCUUGGUGUUACCAGCUGCAACACCUAGGUGUUACCACCUGCAACACAUAGGUGUUACCACCUGCAACACCUUGGUGUUACCACCUAAAUAGUUAUGAAGAUAUUCGGAACAGGAAACCAGAGACAAUACAAUUAUCCUGUGCUGUCUUGAAGCAUUUGAUUGUUUUAUGAUUUCCCACUUCGCAGCUUGAAGGUAAGUAGAUAGCAGUCAGAGAGAUUCCUAAUAUUAGUAAACUAAUUAUUAGUAUUACAGCUGAUUAUUAGUAUUACAGCUGAAAUUAUAAACUGUGAUUUCCUAUUACUCGAACUACAUUAUUUCGCUGCCCAAUGUUUCAAACAGUAGGUAAACAUUACCCACAUGGCAUGUUACCAUAGUAACUACUAGUUGUAUAUCCUGACUUACUAUUUAAUAAUAGCUAUAGAGAGGGGGUGUCUCCCCGCUAUAUACUAUAUAGGGAGGAGGUGUCUCCCCGCUAUAAUAUACCUCACUUCUCUUUUAGAAGCUCUUUUGUACCAUUUUUAACGUGUGACUAAAACGUUCUUGAGUGAAUCAUUUUAACCGUUUUUAAAUGUACGCCAGCCAAGGGUGCACUUUAAAGUGCGAUCAGCAGUGCACAGUGGGUGCUGAUUCAGCACCUGCUGUGCACUGUGCACUGUGCACUGUGCACUGUGCACUGUGCACUGUGCACUGUGCACUGUGCAGUGUGCACGUUAAUUUUGUCUUUGUUUGAACCGGGUUAAUCUGAACGUUUUUCUGUAAUUGCGGUUAAUAUUUUAAUGUAUUUUGUUUAUACAUUAACCUGUUAUAUUUUUAAGUUAUUAGAUUUGCAGAUUUUAAUAAA